Molecule: messenger RNA, 618 nt
Organism: Miscanthus lutarioriparius
Lineage: Eukaryota; Viridiplantae; Streptophyta; Magnoliopsida; Poales; Poaceae
Source: the annotation of a GenBank genome assembly
AUGACCGCCAUUCUCUUCGGAGUUCCCCUCACCCGCCGCGCUCCUCUGCUCCUCGACGCCGCACGCCUGGCGGAGAGCCGCGCCCAGCACCGUCGCGUCUUCGGCCGUCGCCGUCGCCGCGGCCGCCGCAGCCGCCGUCGCACUCGCCGUAGCCGCGGCAACCGCGCCCAGCGCCUCAUCGCCAACAACGGCGCCCAGGCUUCAGGAGCGGCGCCGGCACCACCAGCGCCGGUCGCCACUCCACCGCCACCACCGCCGGCCGCGCCUGCAACUCCUCUUCGUCUGCCGUCGCCGACCCCAGGGUCAUUCACCCUGGUGGCCGGACCAAGGGACGGCCCAGCGCCGUACGCGUUCCAGCAGGCCGGCCAGUCCAGCGCCGUCAUGGCUCCAGCAACCGUCCCGGCGGCAACCCCGGCGGGCCUGGCUCCAGCAACUCCUCCGUCGGUGUGGGCGCGUCGCGUCCACCGCCGCCUGACCACCGAACCCGAGGAGUACAGCCCCGGCCUCCGCCCCGGCUCCUGGACUGCGACCUUCCAGAGGCUCUCCAAUGGAGUCCUCCCCAACCGCUCCAAUGGCGAGGCUGGCCUCUCCGGCGAGGGGGGCUACUCGCCCAACUAA